ACUUUAAUCAGGAACUCAAAGUUUAUUAGAUUUUUCUUCUAGUUUUGACAAAUUUCAGUGCUAUCAGGAAGUCAGACACGUUAAUUUGUUACAGUUUCUGUUUCUCACAGUUUUUCUUAUCUGAUACUUUACUGGCUGAUGUCACUUGGCUGUGAAUUGAGUUUCCCUCUUGAGGAUGAAUAAGAAAAGCAGAAGGGCCGCAGAUACUGAACAAUAUGUCUGCCAAUGUGACCGUUUGCAACAUUACCACCAACUGUUCCACGAAUUGCAUAGUGGAUUAUCUUCAGGGUCUGGGUUAUGCAGCUUUGUUUCUUCUGGGUUUCCUGAUAAAUGCUGCUGCUCUGUAUGCCUUCAUUGCCAUACGGCGCUCAUGGACAGACAUCCACAUCUAUAUGUUGAACCUGAACAUUGCAGAUUUUUCCCUCAUCCUUUUCCUGAGCUUCAGGAUUUACGAUGCCUUCUCCUGCCUGCCUAUAACUUACUUUUGUACCUUUCUCAUGUACGUACAUUUUCUCAACAUGUAUGCCAGCAUCUUCACAACAGCAGCCAUCAGUGUCCAACGCUACCUGAGUAUAAGAUUCCCACUGCGUGCCAGAUCGUGGAAAUGGAAGAAACAGACAGCUUUUGCAGUGUGUUUGGUCAUUUGGGUUUUCUUGAUAACAGCAUGCAUUAUGGUCCGCAAGGACAACUAUCCUGAAAAACUCUGGACAUGUUUUGAACGAUGUAAAAAUAUUCCACAUCGUACAUGGAGUAUCACAUCAGUGAUAUUUAUAGGUUUUCUCAUCCCACUCCUGAUCGUCGUGUUCUGCUCCACUCAGAUCAUCCGUAUGUUUUUAAAGGAGGCCGACAAGUCAGAGGAGAAGAAAAACAUUGUUGGCAUAGUCACAGCCAACAUGAUUGUGUUUAUCGUCUGUUACACGCCGAUCCAUAUCGCCUUCGUUGCUGACCUCUUUGACGAGCCACAGGAAGACUGGAUAUGCGAAAGCACUACUGUGCACAAGUAUUUACUCUGGUCUGAAUGGAUUGCUGGCACAAAUUGCUGUUUCGACUCCAUCAGCUAUUUUUUUUUAUUGAAAGGCUUUUUUUUCAAAAGCACGUAACUCUUAAGGCAGCAUUUGAGUGUUGUAUUUAAAGAGGCAAAAUGCUGUUAAAGGUCAUAACCUGUCCAUUCUACAUGGCAAGUUCAGUUAUGUUUGAAGUCGAAAGUUAAAAUAGAAGAAGAUCCUACAGCUUGAGGUUUGGCUAAAUAUAUAAACAUAUAUGGGCAAAAUAUAGGUCAAAUGACCACAGUGAGUCAGAACUGCUGCUUAACUUGGGUACAUGUUUUUUCAGUGACGGAUACCAGACAAAAUGUAUGCUACCUUAAAUGUAUUUCAUUUAGGUGUUUUUAAAAAAAAUCUUCACACACAUUUUUUAAACAAAUUUAGUAGACCACCUGUAAGUCUAUCAAAGUAGUGUAGGGUGAUUAAGGAUAGAUAUGAAAAUGUGCUAACCCGUAAAGAGAGUGAGUUGAGAAGAUGGAAGGAGCACUUUAAGGAGCUCAUGAUUAAAGAAAAUGAGUGAGAGAGGAAGAUGGGUGGAGGGCAGUUGAAUCAGGAAGUGGAGAGGAUUAGUAAGGAGGAAGUGAGAAUAGCCAAGAAGAGAAUGAAGAGUGGAAAGCAUGCUGGUCCUUAGGCUGGCCCCAGAUAAGCGGAAGAGGAUGGAUGGAUGGAUGGAUGGAUGGAUGGAUGGAUGGAUGGAUGGAUGUUUAACACAUCUUGGAGAGUGAGGGGAUGCUUGAGGAAUGAUUAAGAAGCGUGUUGUUACAGAACAGAACUACGGAGGGAUGAAGUUCAUGAGCUAUACCAUGAACAUUUGGAAAAGGGCUGUUAAAGCUAGGAGCUCUACAGAUGCAAUGUCUGUGUGAAGAGUGUUGAUGGAGAAGGUCAGAAGAAGUUGACCUGUGGAUGUAGAGAAAGCAUAUAAAGGUGGAACUUUGGUGCUGUAUGACAGGAGUGGCAGAGAUGUAUGUGAGGGUGAUGCAGAACAUGCAUGACAGGAAGACAGAGGUGAGAUUUGCAGGAAGAGGGACUGAGGAUGAGGGUAGCAUUACAUCAGGGAUCAGCUCUGAGCCUCUUCUUGUUUGCAAUGAUGAUGACAAAUGAGGUCAGGCAAGUCUCCGUGAAGUUUGCAGAUGACAUUGCUAUCUGUAGUGAGAAUAGGCAGCAAAUGGAAGAGUGCUUGGAAAGGUGGAGGUAUGCUCUGGAGAGAAACCUGUAGAAACAAGACAGACUUUGUGUGUGGAUGGAUGGGAGGCAGGUGUAGCAGUGAAAAGUGCAAGGUGUAGUGGUAGUUAAGGUAGAUGAUUUUGAAUUCCUGUGGUCAACCAUUUAAAGUAACAGAUGGCGCACAAGAAAGUUGAAGAAGAGAGUGAAUCCAGGGUGGAACAGAAGGAUAGCAGAAAGAGCCAGGCAGGAGGAGGACGAAAAGCCACAAUGGAGGAGGAGAUGCAGACGGUUGGUGUGACAGAGGAUUAUAGCAGAGAUAGGAUGAGACGGAAGCAAAUGAUCUACUACGGUGAUCCCUAAAGAGAGCAGUUGAAAGAAGAAGACUGUGUAAUAAUGGACUUAUAAUCUUUGCCCAGACUGAUCAGCAGCAAUAAUUGCUUAAGUAAGAUCAGUGUCGAUGUCUUUUAUCCACAGCGUUGUGUUAACACACACCAGAAAACUGGAAAAACUUCUACAUAACUAGAACUCCUGCACAAGGACAAUACUGCACAUUUUUUAAAUGACUUUUAAAUGUUACUAUACUGCCCUGACUUGGUUCUUUGGUUCCAACCUGUUUUAGAUCUUUGUUGGAUUGCAAUGUAUUGAUUAAAAAAUGUAAGAACUUUAAAAACAUUUUCUCGUAUUUCAUGCGAACAGCAAGUACUACAGAUUCAAAAUGUGUACUCAUAAAAAUCUGCACCAGUUUCAUUUUCUCACCGCACAUCUUUCUGUGUGGCAGGUGGUCUGAAAAUAGAAUAGAAACUGUUAGCCUGUGAUGAAAACUGGCAUGCUGUGGUGAACCCCCAUAUAGCUCAUGCUGCUGGACAUUUCUCACGCAAUUUAUAAACCAAAAUGAACAAAAAAGGAAAUGAAGCAAGCUAACAGCAGCUUUGAACUCCGGGUGUUUGUUACUGACACGGAAACAUGCUGGUGCAGCAGUACGCUAAAUCACUUCAGCAAGCUUUAUGAAGAAGAGUACAUCUCAGCCGGGCCACAGAUACUGAACAAUAUGUCUGCCAAUGUGACCGUUUGCAACAUUACUACUAUUCCACCCAACUGUUCCGUGAAUUGCAAAGUGGAUUAUCUUCAGGGUCUGGGUUAUUCAACUUUGUUUCUUCUGGGUUUCCUGAUAAAUGCUGCUGCUCUGUAUGCCUUCAUUGCCAUACGGCGCUCAUGGACAGACACCCACAUCUAUAUGUUGAACCUGAACAUUGCAGAUUUUUCCCUCAUCCUUUUCCUGAGCUUCAGGAUUUACGAUGCCUUCUCCUGCCUGCCUAUAACUUACUUUUGUACCUUUCUCAUGUACGUACAUUAUAUCAACAUGUAUGCCAGCAUCUUCACAACAGCAGCCAUCAGUGUCCAACGCUACCUGAGUAUAAGAUUCCCACUGCGUGCCAGAUCGUGGAGACGGAAGAAACAGACAGCUUUUGCAGUGUGUUUGGUCAUUUGGGUUUUUGUGAUAACAGCAUGCAUUAUAGUCCGCAAGGACAACUAUCCUGAAAAACUCUGGACAUGUUUUGAACGAUGUAAAAAUAUUCCACAUCGUACAUGGAGUAUCACAUCAGUGAUAUUUAUAGGUUUUCUCAUCCCACUCCUGAUCGUCGUGUUCUGCUCCACUCAGAUCAUCCGUAUGUUUUUAAAGGAGGCCGACAAGUCAGAGGAGAAGAAAAACAUUGUUGGCAUAGUCACAGCCAACAUGAUUGUGUUUAUCGUCUGUUACACGCCGAUCCAUAUCGCCUUCGUUGCUGACCUCUUUGACGAGCCACAGGAAGACUGGAUAUGCAAAGGGACUACUGUGCACAAGUAUUUACUCUGGUCUGAAUGGAUUGCUGGCACAAAUUGCUGUUUUGACUCCAUCAGCUAUUAUUUUUUAUUGAAAGGCUUUUAUUCAAAAGCACGCAACUCUUAAGGCAGCAUUUGAGUGUUGUAUUUAAAGAGGCAAAAUGCUGUUAAAGGUCAGUUAUGUUUGAAGUCAAAAGUUAAACUACACGAAGA
Oreochromis niloticus (Nile tilapia) is the source of this 4241-nucleotide messenger RNA. RefSeq names its product G-protein coupled receptor 35 b (gene gpr35b). The record is from RefSeq and is a predicted model, not a curated record. The transcript has 3 exons. The coding region runs from base 3115 to 4155 and encodes 346 amino acids. Lineage: Eukaryota; Metazoa; Chordata; Actinopteri; Cichliformes; Cichlidae. Gene Ontology annotation, molecular function: G protein-coupled receptor activity. Gene Ontology annotation, biological process: positive regulation of Rho protein signal transduction; phospholipase C-activating G protein-coupled receptor signaling pathway. Gene Ontology annotation, cellular component: plasma membrane.